Molecule: messenger RNA, 374 nt
Organism: Cervus elaphus (red deer)
Lineage: Eukaryota; Metazoa; Chordata; Mammalia; Artiodactyla; Cervidae
Product: piezo-type mechanosensitive ion channel component 2-like
Exons: 2
Coding region: 14-271 (85 amino acids)
Biological process (GO): cellular response to mechanical stimulus; regulation of membrane potential; detection of mechanical stimulus
Cellular component (GO): plasma membrane
Molecular function (GO): mechanosensitive monoatomic ion channel activity; monoatomic cation channel activity
Source: RefSeq, a predicted model, not a curated record
CAUCCUCGGCCACAUGGUCUCCACCUCCAUGAUCAGCCUCGUGCUGCCCAUCCUCAUCUUCCUCUGGGCCAUGCUGUCCAUCCCCUGGCCCAGCAGGCGCUUCUGGAUGAUAGCCGUCGUCUACAAGGAGAUUGCCAUUGUGGUCAAGUACUUCUUCCCAUUUGGGCUCUUCCCCUGGAACAAGAAUGUGGAACUGAACAAGAACAAGUCUUACCACUCACCCAACAGCAUCAGGGUGGAGACGAAGAAUCCUACAUGCUCUAUGAUCUAAUCAAGCUUCUGGCACCUUCUUCCACAGCUCCAUCCUGAAGGUACUGCCCGCCCAUUACCCCUGGAUAUUCCCGAGAACCCUGAGCUGGGAUCACGAGGGGCUG